GCGGAGGUGAAGGAGAAGCGGGCCCACGGCACGGACGCCAGCAAGGACGCGAGCAAGGGCAAGAACACGACCCAGAGCAAGGCCGAGGGCGGCAAGGUCAAGAACACCAUCGCCGACCUCAAGAACCUGCCGCGCACAGGGAACCACCCUGUGCUCGGCAAGCUCAACGUGUGCUACGGCACGAGUGCCUCGUGCGUCACGUACAAGGACGAGGGAGGCAAGCCACGACUUCUGGUCCAGGUCGGCUCCUCGAUGUGCGCCAAGCACGCCGAGAUGUUGGCCAAACUUCUGCAGCACGCAUGUCGGUCGGGCUGCUCGAAAGAGGAGCUCGUCUCGCAUCGUGGCACACUUCUCGCGAAGUAG
Messenger RNA from Prorocentrum cordatum, 363 nucleotides. The record is from the annotation of a GenBank genome assembly. Lineage: Eukaryota; Dinophyceae; Prorocentrales; Prorocentraceae.